CUGUCUGUUGACUUCUGCUUCAGUUCUCUGUAAUCUCCAGCAAAAGCAUCACGCAUUCAAAUCCGUCAUACAUUUAAAUUUAUAUUUUAGUGUUAUACAGUUUAAAGUCUACUGUUAAACCCUAUACGUUAUAUAUUUAUCUACAUAUAUACAUCCAUACACAUAUAUACAUAUAUCUCUCUCUCUAUAUAUAUAUAGUAACAAAGUUAACAAUAUGUCUGAAAUUCCUGUUGUCAAUCAAAUCCAACAUUAUCAGAGAAGUAUCGAAAAAUAUCCUGACGACGAGCCAAGAGUUUUAAGAUGCAUAAGAAAACUACACGACUUGCCGGUAACAGUGCAACAUCUCCAGGAAACGGGGGUAGGAAGGACAGUAAAUGCACUGAGGAAAUACGAUGGUACUGUUGGAGAUGCUGCUAAAGCACUGGUUGCCAAAUGGAAAAUAAUGGUCGUUGAUGAAGAGAGAAGUGACGAUGAUGACGAUGAUGAUAACUGUGUACCAGAUGUUUCUGGAGGUUACACUGAUAAUUCUGAUUCUGGUGUUGACAAAGAUGAAAGUCAUACUCGUACUUCAUCUAGCCAUAAAUUAAGUGAAUUGCAUGAACGUGGUAGUAAUUCACGACACGAAUCACGAUCUUCCAAACAUUCGUCUAACAAUUCAUCAGAUCUAUCACGAUCUAAAUCAAAUAAAUCAAACACCGAUAAUAAUGAUCGCCGUAGACAUCACUCAAAGUCCUCAUCUUCAUCAUCAUCAUCAUCGUCAAUAAAUAAUAAUGAUAAACUAGAAGAUACCAAUACGCGACAUGAAAUCCAUGAGAAAAAAUCUAAAAGUCAUCGUGAGUCGAGCAGCAAAAGUGACAGACAUAGUUCCCGAAAAGAUGAUAACAAUAUAAUUAAUAACAGUAGUAAUAAGACAGUAAGAAAAGAUAAAGACAAAGAAUCAUUGAAAGUGUCAUCGCAUGAAUAUUCAAAACAUAACGGACACAGUAGCAGUGAUCGUAAACGUAAACGCGAUAGUUCGGCAAAUGAAAAGCACGUGGAUAAACGACGAAGAAGUUCAACAGUCGAUGAAUCCGAUGAUGAUGACGACAAAAGUGGUACUGAUACUAAUGAAAUUUCUGAUAACGAGUGUGAUAAAAUAAAAAUAAACAUUAAGUCAGAGUCACCUGAAUCGCCCCCACGUGUUUCUAAAUCCAAGGAAACUGGCUGUGUUAAGAAAGAAAAGUCGAAAGAUAAAACUGGUGAUAGGGAUGAUAAACAUAAACAUUCAAGUUCAAGUAGUAAACAUAAAGUUAAAAGUGAUAGCAGUAAAUCUUCAGAGCAUCGAAGGCAAGAAAAAAAAAAAGAUGAGGUACGGGAGUCAUCGUCUUCAGCUUGUAAAUCACGCGGUCGUUCAACUUCUAGUUCUAAGGAUACUGAUAAAAAUAAACACAGUGAGAAGAUUAAAGAAAAAAAAUCACCAGAUAGUAAAGAUAAGGAUAAAGAUAAGAGCAAGGAUAAGGACAAGAAACAUAAAGAGAAGAAAAGUAAAAAAUUCAAUGGCCAUGAAGGAAUCGAUUGUAAUUCUGGUGCUAGUUUUGCUGAAGCACUUGGAAUGUGUACGGCAUCAACGUCUUUUUCACGUAAGAAAGUUCCAACAUCCCCUAUCAUAUCAAUAAAAAGUAAUAAACCGGAAGCUGGUACUUCGGCUCAGAAAACGGAUAAAAUUAAGACUGAAUCGUCGUCUCCCAAGGACGAGGAAAUACUUUAUCUAUUGUCACCGAAGAUAAAAUUAAAACCAUUGAAUGUGGAUCUUGCGUCAACAUUACCAGAGAUUAGUGCUAAUUACAAACCAUUACCAGUAAAUCACAUGAAUCCGAUUUAUCGUCGAAUGGAAGAGGACAAAGCACUCAAUGAUGCUAUUUAUGCUAAAAACAUUAGAACCAAAGUCUACUCUGGUAAUAAAACAAGUUACACAAGUGUACCGUCUCUCUACGAAUUAUGUAUCCGAGUGUUGAUAGAAAAUAUCGAAGCACUUGAAUGUACUGGAGGAGUACCUUAUUACCUUUUAAAACCCGUACUGGAUCGUGCCACCGCUGAUCAAUUGUACAUGAUCGAACACUACAAUCCAUAUUUGAUUGAAGACACCGACACACUCUGGAAGUUCCACUGCAACCGGGAAUUCCGUAACAGAGAGCGUGAAGAAAUGGAAUCAUGGCGUGAAAUGUACAUGCGCUGCUUAGAUGAAAGAGAGGCUAAAUUAAAAACACUGACUGCAAACAUUAAGCAGUCAAUUGAUAAAUCAGUGCCAGCAAGAUCAACAAUAAUGGCUUAUGUAGACGAUGUCGUUAAACCACCGAGAAAUGUAUUAAGAAAACAAGCUAGAUAUGGAACAUCAUCAGCAACUUCUUCCUCAGAUAUUAAGAAAAAAAUAAUUUUAACUGGUGGUACCAAUGCCGCUACUACUGUUUCUGUACCAGCACCACCUAUGUCACGUGUCAAAUCAUCAAAUGAAGCAGUCAUGAGUUAUCCUGCCUACGGCAUGAAGACUUUUUUUUGGUGACUCGUCUCUCCCCACUACCACUGGCUUAUUUUUCCAUAUUUUUUUAUGAAAAUUUCACAGAAUAUUCUUGGAAUGAUGCUUAAUAAUGUCACAAAUUUUAAGAAUUUCAAUAACGAAGGUACUGAGAAAAAAAAAUUCUUGUAUCUCAAACCCCUUUCUCAUUAGAAUUAACGGAUAAUUCGAAAAGAUUCAUUAAAAAAAUUACAAAUAAUUCAAAAAUUCGAAUUUAAAAUCGAAUAGUGAUAAUCGAUUCGAUUCGAACUCGAUUCGCAUACCCCUAAAAAUAAUAAUUGCAUAAAUAAAUUAAAAUAAUAAAUAAAACAACUCGUAAAUUAUUUCAAUGAGAUUAAUGAGGUAUCUCGCAUUAAAAAAAAAAUUGAGUAUGAAAACUCAGUUUUAAAUUCAAACAAUUGUUAAUAAUAAAUAAUUUAUGAGAUUAUAAUUACUUGCUAAAUUACUUAAACAUUUAAAUCAAAACUAAUUAAAUUACAAAAAAUAUUAAUUAUUUAUUUAUAAAAAAAAUUAACAUUUCUACCAAAAUAAAUACCUCAAUUAAUGUGAUGUGAUAUUAUUUCUGUUUCACUAAUUUCAUCACGAUGUGAUACUUAUGUAUUUUUUUUUCUGUAAUUUCAUCACAACAAUUGUACAGUAGUUACGUAAAAAAAAAAAAAACUCGUAGCAUUUGGUGUUAAAUAAUUAAUUGUAGAAAUAAAAAUAUAUAUAGAGAACUUAAUGUUAAAAAAAAGGUCAUAAAUCGUCUGCCGUAAUCAGAAAUUAUUAUAAUUGUAAUUUAUUUAUAAUAAAAUAUUUUUGCUUGUAUUCAGAUAUAAAUAAAUAAUUCAAUUAAA
This is a messenger RNA of Microplitis mediator, 3387 nucleotides long. RefSeq names its product transcription elongation factor B polypeptide 3 (gene EloA). NCBI's taxonomy places the organism in Eukaryota, Metazoa, Arthropoda, Insecta, Hymenoptera, Braconidae. The transcript has 8 exons. Bases 215 to 2539 code for a protein of 774 amino acids. The record is from RefSeq and is a predicted model, not a curated record. Gene Ontology annotation, cellular component: nucleus; elongin complex. Gene Ontology annotation, biological process: transcription elongation by RNA polymerase II.